Molecule: messenger RNA, 1892 nt
Organism: Nelumbo nucifera (sacred lotus)
Lineage: Eukaryota; Viridiplantae; Streptophyta; Magnoliopsida; Proteales; Nelumbonaceae
Product: putative transporter C405.03c
Cellular component (GO): membrane
Source: RefSeq, a predicted model, not a curated record
CCCUCUCUUCUCUUCUUUUAGCGUUUCUUUUGAGCGAUGCUCCGUUUGUGAGGUGGCCGUCACAAUUCCUUUCAAGCCCGAACCUUUUCUCUCUGUCUCUCUGGAGUCUGGACUCGUACACAGAAAGAGAUUGGUUUCGGAACCGGUAAGCUAAGAUCUAUGUGCCUUUGAAUCUCGGAUUCCAUGUCGGUGAGGAGUGAAAUGAAGACGAGUUGAAGAUCUGUGGAAGGAAGGAAAAAGAUCCAUUCGCUGUUCCGCCUUCUUAUUUCUCGAUUUCUUGCUCUAAUUCGCAAUGGGUUGGAGAUAUAACGCUGGGUUGUUUCUUAUCGUGACUGUUGUCAUCAUAUGGGUCACCUCUGCAGAAGUCACGCAGGGAAUAUUUACAGACUACAAACAGCCAUUUGCAGUAACAUAUCUAGGAGCCUCUCUUAUGGUAGUAUAUCUCCCAAUAGCAUUCAUCAAGGACUGGUUAUGUAAUUCACUGAGAAGUGACUCUUCUAAAAAUGGAAAGCCUUCGAAAACUGUUGACAGGUCCUGUGCUGGACUUGGCUCUCCUCUAAAAUUCAAUGGGUUACAGAAAAUUGAAAUGGAACUUCAGGGCUCUUUGCCUAGAAAAGACAGCGAAACUGACCUUUCUGCUCAUGAAGAGGGAAGACCUUUAGUGCCUAAGCAUGAAGAAGAAAUGGAUCCGCUGAAACAUGACAGAGAGCUUCCCACAAAGGAAAUUGCUAAGUAUGGAUUUUAUAUUGCACCUAUCUGGUUCGUAACAGAGUAUUUAUCUAAUGCUGCACUGGCACGUACAAGUGUUGCAAGUACAACAGUGUUGUCCUCAACUUCAGGACUUUUUACUCUUUUCAUUGGUGUGUUCAUGGGAGAAGACUCUCUAAACAUGGCAAAAGUAGUUGCUGUCUUUGUCAGCAUGGCUGGUGUUGCCAUGACAACUCUAGGGAAGACUUGGGCUACAGAUGAGGCACAAUUAAGUGCUGCUGUCAACGGAAAGCGUUCUUUUGUUGGAGAUCUUUUUGGCCUUCUCUCAGCUGUGACAUAUGGGUUGUUUACUGUGCUCCUGAAAAAGUUUGCGGGAGAGGAAGGAGAAAGAGUUGAUGUUCAAAAGUUAUUUGGAUAUAUAGGACUUUUCACACUCGUUGCCCUUUGGUGGCUUGUGUGGCCAUUAACUGCCCUGGGAAUCGAGCCCAAGUUUACUAUUCCUCACUCUGCCAAAACGGAUGAAGUUGUUAUUGCAAAUGGUCUUAUUGGAAGUGUCCUAUCUGACUACUUUUGGGCACUAUCUGUUGUUUGGACAACUCCACUUGUAGCCACUUUAGGCAUGUCUCUAACAAUACCACUUGCUAUGGUGGCUGAUAUGAUGAUUCAUGGCCGUCACUAUUCAGCAAUUUAUAUCCUUGGCUCUGCUCAGGUAUUUGCAGGGUUCGUGAUAGCAAAUCUAUCAGAUUGGUUCUCCCAAAAGCUGGGAUUAUAGCAUUCUAUCAGGAUCUUUGCAAUUAAGCUGGCAAUCAUAUUCUUUAUCAUGGCACAUAAAAGAUGCUACACGUAUUCUUUGAAUUGGUUAUAGACCUCACCAAAGAAAGAGAACUGCAGGGAGGGAAAGAGAUGGAACUUCGGCUUUGAUCUAGCGAUUUUUGUUCAAAAAAGUUUUGGUCUUUUGGGUUUUUGUACAUGUGUGAGUUCUUGUUUGUUUCAACAGGGCCAUGUUCAUGUACUUGGUUCGGUGAGAAAGCCAAGCUUCUGCCUUGUAACCAUUGUUGUCUGUUCAGAAAAAGAUGGCCAUUUCCAAAGUAUCUUAUGGUGAAAAAAUAAGGUGCUAGUCUGCUGCUAGCAUGCUACUGUUGUUGCCUCGGGUUGACAGGUCAACAGAGUCCAUUUUUUAAGAA